This is a messenger RNA of Notolabrus celidotus (New Zealand spotty), 3884 nucleotides long. It is a transcript of the gene nrbp1, whose product is annotated as nuclear receptor binding protein 1. Gene Ontology annotation, biological process: protein phosphorylation; intracellular signal transduction; endoplasmic reticulum to Golgi vesicle-mediated transport. The coding region runs from base 737 to 2335 and encodes 532 amino acids. Gene Ontology annotation, cellular component: cytoplasm; endomembrane system. The record is from RefSeq and is a predicted model, not a curated record. Lineage: Eukaryota; Metazoa; Chordata; Actinopteri; Labriformes; Labridae. Gene Ontology annotation, molecular function: ATP binding; protein kinase activity. The transcript is spliced from 18 exons.
UCAAAACAUACUUACUUAGGCCUGCUGAAUUCUCCUAACACAUGAUACCAUGAGAACGGGGGAUGGGAAAGACUGUAUCUGGCAACCAUGCUCGGUCCUGCCGUGACCGUGCUCGCAGUGCAGUGUGCAUCUGGAAGUUGUCGCCAUCAUAUCAGGCUCAAUGUGACGCUAGCUUGAAGUCAGUCCGCCGCUGUGUUCGAGGAUAUCAAGCUAAUGAUAUCAUUAACCUCCCUUUGUUUGUUCUGUCGAGUUCCUGUGAACCUCAGUGAUGUUAUUCAUCAGUAAACGAGUCUAGGAGCUUGGACAUAUUGAAUAGUUGACCCACAUUAGCAGAGAGCUGGAGUCUUCUUGAGGAGCAGUGAGGGGCGGUGGGCUGCUAACACUGGCGCUAGCUAGCUGCCGCGAACAAACUAAGCUAGUCAGCUGGCCACAGAGUCAAACACUGGGAGACAUUAAUGGUUAAAGUGAACAAGGCCGCUCCUGGGACCGCUGUUAUAUUCUCCUCGGUUGUUUCUUCUGCUAUCUUCUGUCAUUACGAUACUAACGGACCGUCACCAAGGUGCUAGCUUAGCAGCAUCACAGAGCUAGAACUCAGCUGAGGAAGAAGAUUUAUAACAAAGAUAAACAAAUAAUACUCCGGGAUCAGUCUGCGACGGUGGGAGUCUGUGAAGCUGGAGCUGGCAUCGUCAUAUUUCCUGUUUUUAACACCUGGCUGUUGGGCCUGACAAUACAGAGGAUGUCUGAGGGAGAGAACAAACAGGCCUCGGACACUGUCCAGGACGGGAAGCCAGAUUCCGCAGCUGCUGCCACAGGCCAAGUGUCAUCUGUGUCACCUCCGGUGUCUAUGGUUACCCAGCCUCAAGCUACUGCAGCCACAGAGGAUGAGGAAGAGGAGAGUGAAGAUGAGUCAGAGAUUCUGGAGGAAAGCCCAUGUGGGCGCUGGCAGAAACGUAGAGAAGAGGUGAAUCAGCGCAAUGUCCCUGGGAUCGAUAAUGCUUACUUGGCCAUGGACACAGAAGAAGGAGUUGAGGUGGUGUGGAAUGAGGUCAUGUUCUCAGAAAGGAAAAAUUUCAAACUACAGGAGGAAAAGGUCAAAGCAGUUUUUGACAAUCUGAUCCAGCUGGAGCAUCUUAACAUUGUGAAGUUUCACAAGUACUGGGCCGAUGUCAAAGAGAACAGAGCGAGGGUGAUUUUCAUCACUGAGUACAUGUCCUCGGGAAGUCUCAAACAGUUCUUGAAAAAGACAAAGAAAAACCACAAGACCAUGAAUGAGAAGGCUUGGAAGCGCUGGUGCACACAGAUACUGUCUGCUCUCAGCUACCUACACUCAUGUGAACCUCCUAUUAUCCAUGGCAACCUGACAUGUGACACCAUCUUCAUCCAGCACAAUGGCCUCAUCAAGAUAGGCUCAGUUGCCCCAGACACCAUCAAUAACCAUGUGAAAACCUGUCGGGAAGAACAGAAGAGCCUUCACUUCUUUGCUCCAGAGUAUGGAGCUGUUGCCAAUGUAACCACAGCCGUGGAUAUCUAUUCCUUUGGAAUGUGCGCCUUAGAGAUGGCUGUGUUGGAAAUCCAGAGUAAUGGAGAUUCAUCUUAUGUGUCCCAAGAAGCCAUAAACAGUGCCAUUCAGUCCCUAGAGGACACAUUGCAACGGGAGUUUAUCCAAAAGUGUCUGGAGGUGGAUCCCAGCAAGCGACCUACAGCCAGGGAGCUGCUGUUUCACCAGGCCUUGUUCGAGGUGCCCUUACUGAAGCUGCUGGCCGCACACUGCAUCGUCAGCCACCAGCAUAUGAUUCCAGAAAAUGCGUUAGAAGAGAUGACAAAGAACAUGGACCCAAACUUGGUGAUUGUCGAAGCCAAGGAUGGAGUUCAGAUGAAGCUCUCUCAGUUUCCUGCACUUGAGCUGGACAAGUUCUUGGAAGAUGUAAGGAACGGGAUCUAUCCUCUGACGGCGUUCGGGAUACCAUGUCCUCAACAACCCCAGCAGGAGACAGUGAAGUCCCCCAUAGUGCCCCCCUCAGUGAAAACCCCGACUCCUGAGCCUGCAGAGCUCGAGACCAGGAAGGUCCUUCAGAUGCAGUGUAACAUUGAACCUGUGGAUGAGGGCGCCAAGCAUCAUCUGACCCUGUUGUUGAAACUUGAAGAUAAACUGAACAGGCACUUAAGCUGUGACUUGUUACCAAAUGAGAACGUGCAUGAGCUGGCUGUGGAGCUCGUCCAGCUAGGAUUCAUCAGUGAGGGCGAUCAGCCGCGACUUGCAUCCGUUCUUGAAGAGGCCUUCUCAAAGUUCUACAGCCGGAAUGGUUCUCUCAAUCCGGUGACUGUUUCUUCGUAGCGGAGGACUCACUCGGCCUUCUUUCAUCCCUCCUCGUUCUUUACGUCAGGACUAGCUUUUUUUGCUUCACCUCUGAGUUGCAGGGAAGCUUUGCGAGGACGGAGGAGGGAAGCCUUGGUCUGGCUGCAGAUCCUGCAGCCUGUCGUCGUAUCUUCUGGUGGGAAAAGCUACCACUAAGUGGUUGUUGCUUUCUAUCUUUUUUUUUUUUUCUUUCUCCCACCCAAUACAGCCAUCUGCUUCUCUUGUGAAAGAGGAAACCCUAGUUGCAACUUAAAGGAAUUUACAAAUGUUUUCAAUUUUUGGCUUAUUUCUUUCACUUCUAAUAUAGAUGAAAAUGAUCGAGGUGAGCCAAAUCAAUUAGAAAACAGACGUUUCUUCCUUGAGUCAGUAUUAAAACUGUAUUUUAAACCUUUUUACUUAAAACUGUUAAAUAUUUGUCUAUAUAAAAAAACCUCUGUCCCGGCAUACUGAAGUGUAUGUGUUAUGGUGUUGUAAGGUUAAUUCUGGUUGUCUGGUCCUUUUAAACUUCCUCUUGAACAGCAAGUGAGGUAUCAUCCUACCGUGACACUCCGAUUCAUCGUGUGAACAGACGCAAUGUCACUUUUACUUCAAAACUCUGUAACUGUACAACAUGCAGCUGCAGCACAAUCUGAAGAGCUAUGGCUGAAAUAUAUGAAAAAAAGUCAAUCUAUUUAUUUGUGUAUCUUUUCUUGAGUGUAUACUGUACUUCACUUCCAGCACUAAAGGCCGGUGGUUGUUUGAAUGUAUGCUUUCGUUGCUCUCCUUCAAUCAAACUGUGGUUUUCUAUAAAAGGGGGUGUCGGCACUCAAAUGUGGUCCAACUGCUUCUGUAGCUUCUAUUUUAAAAAGUAGUCCAUCGCAGCACUUAUUCUAAAGGCUAGGUCCGUCAAAAAAAUGUGUUUGAAGGAGAGGAUUCAUGCGAGUUGCUUUUCAGUGAAAGCACAUGAUCUCAAAGAUUGUUUGGUAAUUGUAUGUAGGCUUUUCUGUGUGCAUGCAACAGCUUGCCUCUGGACUUGGUUUGAUGGUCAUUUGAAUGAUGACGGUAACAGAUUCAAGUAAUUGAUCAUACAGAUUAAAAAAUGUAAGUUUAGGUCUUCAUUUAGAAAUUGUGGUUUCCUUCAUGGCUGAGCUAAAACUUGCCCUCCCAUAUAGAUAUUCAGUUCUGAGCUCUGACCCUCUCCUCUCCCCUUCUAUGUCAACUGUUUGGGGAUCUCUCGCUAGUUUGCACUGCUGUACACUUUUAUAUGCUGUGUGAAAUGUCCUGUGGCCUCUGGCUCCUUCACAAUAACAGGAGAAUAUUAGGUGAAUUGGAUAUGGUGUCAUAAAAGUUUUAGGUAUGUGCUCCGGUCUCGUCUUCUCUCUAUGCUGUGACUACCUUCUGAUGGUGUGUAGAUACUGCAAGAUACAAGUGUGGGACUGCCUGGCAUGCUUGUAACCAUCUUGUACACUGUAUGCUGGACACUUUGCUCUGUUUCUGCUACGCAUUUACCCCCUUUUUUCACUUCCUGAAAUAAAAAUUUACACUCUCA